AGUAUACAUUCAACAUGAUUAUGUACAAAACUGCUAUUUUUCUAUUUUUUAUUAUUGUCAACACAUCGAAUAAAUACGUAACUGCCGAAAAUGACGAGGACACAUCGACAGAUUUGUAUGUCAUUGAGGGUAAAGUUUUUCCAUGGGAGAAUAGCGCAUCAAAUGGAUGGCAACUAAUGACUCAUGUUAUGGCUAACGGUGGAGAACAUUAUGGAUUUCUACGGGAGGAUGGAACAUUUAUUAUUUCAAAUGUACCAUCUGGAUCAUAUGUAAUUGAAGUUGUAAAUCCAAACUGUGUUUAUGAACCUGUAAGAGUAGAAAUUAACUCAAAGGGAAAAUUUAGGGCAAGAAAAGUUAAUUUAAUUCAAACAUCACAAGUAAUACAGGUUCCCUACCCAUUAAAGAUGAGACCACUGACACCAUUCCGCUAUUUUCAAGUUAGAGAGCAAUGGAGAGUAACAGAUUUCUUAUUUAACCCAAUGGUCUUAAUGAUGAUACUACCAUUAUUGCUAAUUAUGAUUAUACCAAAAAUUAUGAAUGAUCCAGAAACUAGAAAGGAAAUGGAACAAUUAAAUAAUUUCACCAAUUAUAACAUACCAGAAAUGUCAGAAGUAAUAACAGCAUACUUAUCUAGUGGAGAGAAGCAAAAAUCAAAAGCAGUAAAAGCUGCAAAAAAAAGACAGUGA
Messenger RNA from Habropoda laboriosa, 686 nucleotides. It is a transcript of the gene EMC7, whose product is annotated as ER membrane protein complex subunit 7. The transcript has 4 exons. Gene Ontology annotation, cellular component: EMC complex. Lineage: Eukaryota; Metazoa; Arthropoda; Insecta; Hymenoptera; Apidae. Gene Ontology annotation, molecular function: carbohydrate binding. The record is from RefSeq and is a predicted model, not a curated record. The coding region runs from base 15 to 686 and encodes 223 amino acids.